This is a messenger RNA of Guyanagaster necrorhizus, 667 nucleotides long. RefSeq lists its product as uncharacterized. Lineage: Eukaryota; Fungi; Basidiomycota; Agaricomycetes; Agaricales; Physalacriaceae. The transcript has 2 exons. The record is from RefSeq and is a predicted model, not a curated record. The coding region runs from base 146 to 571 and encodes 141 amino acids.
CAGUCAGUUGGUAGAGGUUCGUGACCGCUUUAAUUCAUAUCUUAUUAGCGAUCCUCGGCGGAAGCCCCUGGUCAUCGAUACGAGCGGCGAUCUGUCUGUAUAUGACUUGAGCCAGCCAUGUUUUCGAAUGUUGUGAUGGGAGUAGAUGGAAAAUGGGAUGAUGUGCCGCCGCCGUUCGCGAAUGCACAUUCAUUCCCUCAGAGCAAAAAAUCUUCCUCUGGACCUCAGCUUCAAGUCCCUAUUCAGCGGACACACCCUCCGUCCACGGAUGCGUCGCGAUCCCGUUCAAUCGAUGCCCGGUAACCCUCAAAAGAGGCACGACUUGUCCGUCCAGACUCACAGAGCGCCCAGUCCUUCCUUUGGAACUCGUGCCACUACAUCAUGCUAUGCAUCGACCUUGACUCCUACCAUCAUAGACAGACGCGCUCUUACCCAUAUCGCCAAUAUUUUUCGAAUAAACCCAUCUUAUCGCCAGGAUCCUGAUAAAUUGGUGCACAUUCUACAAACACGAAGUUUAUUCGUCCAAUAUUGUCGGAAGAUAAUCUCAAUACUACAGUUGAUUAUCUGGUGAUACAAGUUCUUCCGACAACUCACCCUUGACGCCAAACAGUCAGGGCGCUAGCGGUCCCAGUUCACAUCACCGAUGGGGGUCGUGUCCGUGAUACAU